GCUCAAGGCACAGCCUUUUUUCCCAGAUAGCAUCAAGGAAACGACGAUGUCGGAAGCGACGCUGACGCUCCGCAAGGCGCGGCUGAUCACCGCGGUGAAGACGCCGUACUUGCCGGAUGGCAAGAUCGACUUGGAGGCCUAUGACAGGCUCCUGGAGCACCAGGUCGCCAACGGCGUGGAGGGCGUGAUCGUGGGCGGAACCACGGGAGAAGGUCACCUGCUGUCCUGGAAGGAGCACCUGGACCUCAUUGGCCACACCAAGGCCAAAUUUGGGGGCCGGCUCUACAUCGUCGGAAACACAGGCAGCAACCACACUGCAGAGAUGGUGUGGGCCACUGAGAAAGGCUUUGCUGUUGGCAUGGACGCCUCCUUGCUGAUCAAUCCAUACUACGGCAAGACUUCCGAUUCUGGCAUUGUCAUGCACUUGGAACACGCGCUGAGAUUCGGUCCUGCCUUCAUCUACAACGUGCCGGGCCGGACUGGCCAGGACAUCAAGCCAAGCGUCAUCAUGAAGAUUAAGGACAACCCGAACUUCAUUGGCGUGAAGGAGUGCAUGGGAAACGAGCGCAUCAAGGAGCUCUCCGAUGUGGGCAUCUGCUGCUGGUCAGGCAACGAUGACCAGAUGCACCAAUCCAGACACAAGUGCGGCGCGGUGGGCGUCAUCUCUGUGACGUCCAAUGUGGUGCCAGGCUUGGUGAAGCGGCUGAUGACGCAGGAGGAUGAAGCGUUGGAUGCCAAGCUGCAGCCCUUGUACAAGUGGCUCUUUACAGACCCGAAUCCCAUCGGUGUCAAUACCAUGCUGAUGAUGCUGGGAGUGGCAAAGCCCAUUUUCCGCUUGCCCUACACCUUCGUGCCCAGGGACCGACGCCUGGAGGGCGUGGAGCUGGUGAAGUCUCUGGGCCGGGAGAACUUCCCAGCCUCUGGUACCACAGCGCUGGAGGACGCGGACUUCCAGCAUGUGCUCGGGGAGAUGGGCCACUAGUGAGCCUGCCCUCAGCCGCGAGGAGAGAGGAAGGCCAUGUGCGGAGAGCUGCGCUUGAGAGGCCGCACCGCUUGUGAGGGCAACCGCGCGUUAGUUAGAGUGGAGCGUCCGGCUUCCGAGCCUAGCCUUGCGAGCUUGACUGCGCUCCCUCAGUUUUGGCUCCUUUCAAAGUUCAUUGUUGAAGC
Messenger RNA from Effrenium voratum, 1167 nucleotides. NCBI's taxonomy places the organism in Eukaryota, Dinophyceae, Suessiales, Symbiodiniaceae. The record is from the annotation of a GenBank genome assembly.